CACAGAAGAAAUAUAUAAGAUUUUAGAAACAGUUGUUUCAAUACUUGAAGAAGAUGAUAAUGCAUGCACUUAUACAGCCACACCUACAUGCCUUCAAUAAUAGCCCGUUUAUUUGGAGUUACAAAUACAAGCCAAACUACCAAUACCUUGUUGGCGUUCAUGGUCAUGUAUGUCUCUUAACUAAACACAGAUCUCCUUCUCAACGGUUAGCUCCCAUGUCUUCUUCCACUCCUCUUAAAAGAAGAAGAAACUUUUUCAAGAACGCACGGGAUCCCAGUUUGGGUAACAGAAUCACAUGUUCUUCUGCUGCCACCCAGCCUUCAUUACCAGAACCUGACAAAGACGAUGACAAAAAUAGAAAGACCCCGGAAAUUAAAACGCUCUUGAGAAGACUAUGGAAAGUGGCAGCUCCUUAUUGGUACUCAGAUGACAAAGUACAAGCCAGAUUGCAACUUGCUGCUGUCUUUGCUCUCACUCUUGCAACUACUGGCAUCAGCGUAGGAUUCAAUUUCCUUGGCCGUGAUUUCUUCAACGCGCUGGCCAACAAGGACCAAGAACAGUUCACCAAGCAACUGCUGUAUUAUCUGGGUGGUUUUGCUGGUGGAAUUCCGUUUUUCGUAUUGAGGGAUUAUGCAAGAGAAACUCUUGCUUUGAGAUGGAGAUCUUGGAUGACAAAAUAUUACAUGGAGCGGUAUCUCACGGAUCGGACAUUUUAUAGGAUUCAAUCCCAAUCUAUAAUUGACAAUCCAGAUCAGCGGAUUGUUGAUGAUUUAAGUUCAUUCACAGGGACUUCCCUCUCGUUCUCUUUGACGCUUUUUAAUGCUGCAGUCGAUUUAAUUUCAUUCAGUAACAUCUUGUAUGGUAUUUAUCCUCCACUAUUUGUUGUUCUUCUGGUUUAUUCAAUUGGUGGAACAGCUAUAAGUGUUUUCCUUGGGAAGGGCUUGGUGAACCUGAACUUCUUGCAAGAGAAAAUGGAGGCAGAUUUUCGUUACGGACUUGUACGGGUUCGAGAAAAUGCUGAAUCAAUUGCAUUCUACGGUGGAGAAGAGAAUGAAAUGCAGCUUUUACUGCAGCGCUUCAAAAGUGCUUUCGAAAAUUUAACCCAAUUGUUAAUAUCUUCUAGAAAUCUAGAGUUCUUCACCAAUGGGUACCGGUACCUCAUUCAGAUUCUUCCUGCUGCAGUUGUCGCCCCUAUGUACUUCUCCGGAAAAAUUGAGUUUGGUGUCAUUAACCAGUCGAUAUCUGCCUUUAAUCAUAUACUUGGAGAUUUCUCCCUUAUUGUGUUCCAGUUUCAAUCUAUCAGUGCUUUCUCAGCAGUCAUUGACCGUCUGGGUGAAUUUGAUGAUGUUCUGGAUAGUGACAGCUCUAAAAGUCUCUCUGAACCCUUAGAAGAAAUCUGUCUUACAUACUGCAAUGUCAAAAGUUCACCCCUCUUUGAGUCCAAUGGAUCUGUUCCCAUAGAUAUGUCUCAGAAAUUACUGGAUGUUGAGAAUCUGACUUUGCAGACACCAACAAGUAAAACCACACUGGUUAGGGACCUAUCAUUGCUGAUCAAAGAAAAAGAGCAUCUGCUGGUAACUGGACCAAGUGGUAGUGGCAAAACUUCUUUGUUGAGGGCCAUGGCUGGUCUUUGGAGUAAUGGAAAAGGAAAAAUUACAUUCUAUGUAAAAGAUGGAGAAGUUCCUGUGGCAUCCACUUCUUCAGAUGCUGCUUCUCCUGAAAUGAAAUCUCAAAAUAUGAAUGGGGAACAUAAACGAUCCAUAAAUAGGAAUUCAAGAGGGGUAUUUUUUCUUCCGCAGAGACCAUACAUGGUUUUAGGAACUCUUCGUCAACAAUUGCUCUAUCCGAUAUGGGUUGAAGAAAUGAUAUCUGCAUCAGAUGCUAAUAAACCUGCUGUACCAUUCUUGAUGUGGGCUCAAACCUCAAAAAAUAUGAGUGCAAAGCCAAGCAAGCCAACGACAGUUGAUCUCAUACAGGCACUUGAGAAUGUCCACCUUGGCUACAUCCUGUCUCGUUUCAAGAGUCUGGAUUCAACAUAUGAGUGGUCCAGUGUACUCUCCCUUGGUGAGCAGCAGCGUCUUGCUGUUGCACGUCUAUUACUCUCAAAACCGAAGUUGGUUCUAUUGGAUGAAUCUACCAGUGCUUUAGAUGAAGCCAACGAGGCACAUUUGUACCAGCAGAUUGAAGCAGCAGGCAUAACAUAUAUAAGCAUUGGGCAUAGGCGAAGCUUGUAUGGUUUCCACAAGAAGGUACUACACAUAUCCACCAUGGAUCCCAAAAGUAGCCAACUUAAUUGGCAUAUUGAAUCAAUCAGUCGGGACUCCAUGUAUAAUCUGUCAAAGAUAUAGCAGCAUAAUCUGUCAAUUAUGCUGUUUGUAGUCUGCCCUUUUUAUGCUGUUUAAAUGGAGGAAGAUGCUCUUGUAACCUUGAUACGAUUUUAUUCACUCAAAAUGGCAAUUGCCACAACUUGAUUAGA
Molecule: messenger RNA, 2476 nt
Organism: Mangifera indica (mango)
Lineage: Eukaryota; Viridiplantae; Streptophyta; Magnoliopsida; Sapindales; Anacardiaceae
Product: ABC transporter D family member 2, chloroplastic
Exons: 9
Coding region: 54-2348 (764 amino acids)
Biological process (GO): transmembrane transport
Cellular component (GO): membrane
Molecular function (GO): ATP hydrolysis activity; ABC-type transporter activity; ATP binding
Source: RefSeq, a predicted model, not a curated record